This is a messenger RNA of Prunus persica (peach), 2550 nucleotides long. Its product is annotated as tobamovirus multiplication protein 1. The record is from RefSeq and is a predicted model, not a curated record. NCBI's taxonomy places the organism in Eukaryota, Viridiplantae, Streptophyta, Magnoliopsida, Rosales, Rosaceae. The transcript has 13 exons. The coding region runs from base 1126 to 2211 and encodes 361 amino acids.
CAACAAUUAAGAGAUAUGACAUUACCUAAAAACCAUAUAAAAGACGGUCAUUAUAAAAUGACUCAUCAAUUCAUAUUAUUUGGAAACAAAGGAGCCUCAAUGUAGGCCCAAAUUUGAUAGUUCCAACACUUAAGAAAAAAGGAAUUUAUAAAAAUAAAAAUAAAAAUAAAGUCUUGCUUUUCCCACAUAGUUUCUUCAUUUAAAAUUCAAGUGGGAAGUAUUAUAUCAACGGGUAUCCAAAUCCCCAGUUUACUUGCUCUAACAUUUUUUUGGGGGGUCAAGACUUGCUUUAACAUUUAGGACAUAGAUUUUGCAUACUGUCACAUCAAAUGUGUAAAAUAAAUUUAAUGAAACUUCCUCACACCAACAUAAAAAAUAAAAAACAGAAUAAAAAAAGUAAUUAAGAUUCCACAAAAAAACUAUUUUUAAGAAAAAGAGGAAAAACAGAGAGACUAGAGCUAAUUUUCUAACUUUACCAUACUAAUAUGAAUAAAAUAAAUAAAAUAAAAAAUAAAAAAGGAAUUAACAGUCCACCAAAAAUUAUUUUUAAAAAAUAAAUAGAAGACAAAAUACUAGAAGCCUAUUGGCUCACGGCUUGGGGCUGAGAGCUUAUUGGCUCAAGGCUUGGGGCUGAGAGCUUAUUGGCUAAAUGAUUAUGAUUUGUACCAAGUCAAAUCCGUUGGGUCAAAAAGAGAUGAUUUAUUUGAUUUUGAUAUUCAUGGUAGAAUCAAAGCCACCCGCGUGCGGGAAUCAGACGAAAGACAGUAUCCGUCCAAAUUACGAAUUUACCCUCGGUGUUUUGAGGUAGUUACCCCAGCUGCCACCUUGAUUUUCCUCUGUGAAGUGAAAUUCGAAGGCUGUGUUUGGUUGUGGGGCAAAAUCGCAAAAAAAAAAAUAAAAAAUCAACCAAACAGCACACAGAUCUGUCAUGAAGGAUACCAUCAAGGAGAAGGGUCAUAUUCUCCGUCCGUACGCUUCUCAGUCCCAGACCAAAAGCUUUUGCUUGACAAGCUCUUUGUUUUGUCUCUUUUUUAAUUUUGUUUAGAGAGAGAGAAAAGGUGGGUUAUUGGGGAGAGAGAGACAGAGAGAGAGAAACGCAGACAGAGAGUUAAGAGCCUUUAGAGGAUGUUUGAAUUGAGAGAAGGCUCUUGCUUUCCAAGGGUCUUGGUGGGUGUGAAUGUGGGUCUUGCUCUCGUUGAUGGCAUUAUAGCUGUUCUUGCAUUUUGUCAGUUAAUCAGGAUUCACUCGAGGAAUUCACAACUUGGCUGGACUCGCCAAAAAGUUUUUCAUCUGUUGAUUGGCUCUUCUAAUUUGGGUUGCUUAGUUUAUUUUGUAUUAACUCUUUUUGCUGCUUGCAAGGGGUGGCAAUGUUGGUCUAACUCUUGUGGUUUUAGCCUCAUGGCAUUACCCAAAAUUCUGUUUUUUGCUGCAUUUCUUCUACUUUUAUCAUUCUGGGUUGACCUGUGCCAUCAGGCAGAUGAUGAGGAUGAGGAGGAUGAAGGGAGUUUUCAUGAAGCUUUGUUGGAGAAGACAUUUAGCAAACGGAAUUCAUUGGAAACAGAUAGUCAUAGAAACUGUUUUCCUCUGCGCUUUGUUCAUAUUGGAAGCCGCCAGAGAAUUGUAAUUCUGGUUACCGUGGUAGUUUUUGUUAUAAUGGUGGCAUGUGCAGUGAUAAUCUGGAUCGGGAUGGGAAAAAAUCCUAUUGAUUCUGCAGUGGUGGCUCGGGUAUACGUAGAUCUCUUUGCAAUAGCAAUACUAUUGUUAGGAGGAGCAUUAGCAUGUUAUGGAGUCCUAUUAUGCUUGAGAAUGAGAAACGUUAGAUCUGAGAGAGCUUCUUCUGAGAUGUGGAAGGUUGCAGGUUUAUCUGUUGUUUCCAUUCUAUGUUUCGCCUCAAGCUCCUUCGUGGCUCUAUUAACUGAUAUUCCUAUGCUUUACCAUUGGCAUCAACAGCGUUUGAAUGAUGUUUAUACUUCUCUUUUACUGAUUUUAUAUUAUUUUGUAGGUUCAUCAAUACCGUCAGCAUUUGUACUAUGGAUCAUGAGAGAAUUACCACCCUCGAUAACAGCUAACAUACGAGAAGAACCAACUACAUUAACUUUCGUCAGUGAUGGUUCCACAUCAUUACAACAUCCUCAGAGCUGGACUACUGCAAUGAGCUUGCGGAACCAGUUUGGGUUUCAGGUGCAGAUAUCAAGAGCAAGUCCCAUAUAACACUUCUCCUCUAUGCAAAGUGUGCUGUCUCACUAACGUUCCUGCGUGCAAAGCAUGCCCUUCCUCUCCCAAUUUAUGAAGUGAGCUGGAAUCAGUGAAGAAUUAUGUCGGAUAAACUCUGACACCGAUAUGACAAGAUCUAUUGGGAGUUUGAGUUACAUCGUUGACGGGCAAUUUGUGUACAGCCAUAAGUCACGCUUGCCAUGUUUUUGACAUUCUAGGGAUGUACAUAGCAACAAUAUGCUAAUUGAGGGGUUUAUUUAUUUAUUUUUUCUGUUUUGAUAGUACUUUGAUGUGCUGCUUCGUUCUGCAUAUAUGGCAUCAGAUAUGAUUCCUUUU